This is a messenger RNA of Nannospalax galili (Upper Galilee mountains blind mole rat), 2578 nucleotides long. It is a transcript of the gene Zswim3, whose product is annotated as zinc finger SWIM-type containing 3. The record is from RefSeq and is a predicted model, not a curated record. Gene Ontology annotation, molecular function: zinc ion binding. Bases 172 to 2256 code for a protein of 694 amino acids. NCBI's taxonomy places the organism in Eukaryota, Metazoa, Chordata, Mammalia, Rodentia, Spalacidae. The transcript is spliced from 2 exons.
GCCGCCCCCAGGUUGUGAUAACCCUGUCGGGACUCCAGCUUCUCCCGAGCUCCCCAUAGGCCACCCGAACCGGGCCGUCCGCGAAGGGGCUGACCCACCACCGGUUCACGGUGACCUCUGACCCCGGUGUGAUCGUGGGCCGCAGCCCCGGCGUGCGCUGCGGUGGCGACCAUGGAGCUAGGCAGCUGCUUCAAGACCUACGAGGACUUCAAGGAGUGCUUCAGCGCCUACAAGAAGGAGACGAGGUGCUCCUUCAUUGUCAGGGACUGCAUCUCCGUCCGCUUCCACAACCUCAACCACGGCACCUCAUUCCGAGAGGACAUCCUAUACGUGCAGGUGAAAUUUGUCUGUAUUCGGACACAGUCAAACAGGAAGAGAACUCGCAAGGUGGACAGGUGCCCCGCGUAUUUGCUGCUGCAGUACAACGAGAGACUAGAUAGACUGUUCAUCAGUGAACUGAAUACCCAGCAUGUACAUGCUGAUUCUAAUGCAGCUGGUCCUGAAGGAGACCCCACUAGAAAAUCUCAAAAGAUAGUAUAUCUGCAGAAACUGCAGCCACUGCAACUCGCCAUCAAGAAAGACCUUGAUAUAGCAGAGAGCCCUGUAGAACCUUCCUUUUGCUUAGAUAAAGUACCCUCAACUCCAGAACAGGACAGUAUCACUCCUUCUGAUCUGGCCAAGAUAGCAAAAGUGAUGAAGAACUUUCUCACAGUUGAUGAGGGUUCUAUGGCUUCCUUCAGUGUGGGGACCAGCCAAGACCUGGACCGACUCAGCUUCCAGAGCAGCAAGAUGAGUGACUUGUUCAUCCGCUUCCCAGAGAAUCUCUUGCUGCACCGGGUGGAGAACAGCCAGGGCCAUAUUCUGUAUGCUUUCUUGGUGGAGAACAAGGAAAGAGAGGGUCGAGUGGUACACUUCGCCGUACUCAAGACUGAGACAGCCCCCUCUGUGGCCAAGAUGCUGAACAUCUUCACAGAAUUCAACUCUGAUUGGCCCAAGGUCAAGGUGGUCUUUGUGGACCCUUCAUUCCCUCACCGAGCCAUUCUUCAGGAGAUCUUCCCUGCUGCCCGAAUCCUCCUUUCCAUCUACCACACAACUAGACUCUUAGAGAAGAAGUUACAUCAAAGUUCGGCAAAUGCUUCUUUUAAGAGGCUCAUGAAGGAAGCCCUGCGGGAGGCUGUGUUUGUCUCUUCUGAUGCCAGCCUUAAAAAUCUCUGUCAGAUGUCCCAAGCCCUACUAGAUGAAGAUCUCUUCAGGUUCCUGCAAGCCCACUGGUUUUCCUGUGAACUGCUGUGGUACAUGCAUGUGAGGAAGGGUCUACAUGCAUGUAGCACCUACAUGGAUAGCCUGGACAUAGUGACCAGCAAGGUGUCAAGCCUCUUUCGGGAGCAGCAGUCCUUACUGGACUGUAUCCUUCGCUUUGUGGAUUACAUAGACUUCUUUAAUACCACAGGUUUGAAGAACUUACCCACAGUUCCUCCUAAAUUAAAGAGAGCUCGGCCUCCAAGCAUGUCACCAAGGGCCAAGAAGCCUUUUAGAAUUUGUGGAGGGAAUGUCACCAGGCUUCCUGUGGAAGAAACAAAAGCAGACUCCCAGCAGGCUCAUUUGCAGCAGCAGCAGCUCCAGGAACAGUCCUCCAAGGGUGGCAUGCUAGACACCUUGCACCAAAGUGGUUCUGCACUAGCCUACAAGCUGUGCCAGAACGAGUGGGAGGUGGUGCAGAAUUCUACCCACCUGGUAGACGUGACAGGCUCCUCAGUGGAUGUUCAGCUGCUGGAGGACUCCCACCAGGUGAGCAAAGAUGGCUGUAGCUGCAGCUGUUCCUUUCAGCAGUGCUACCAUCUGCCAUGCAGACACAUUUUGGCCCUGUUGCACACCAGCCAGCAGCCAGUAGGAGAAGCCAUGGUAUGCCGCCGGUGGCAGAAGAAGUACCAGCACCUGCUUGGGCCUGAUGGGGAGCUUCAGGACCGUGGAGUGAUCCCAAACACAGAUCAACCUGAGAAGCAAAGUCGGAACCACAUGAUUCAGGACCUAAGCAGGGAGCUGGCAAACCUGUUAAUGCAGACUGAGGGGCCAGAGCUGGAGGAGCGCUAUGCCACCCUGCGCAAGAUUGUAGACAUUUGGGCUGACCCCUAUCAGCUACCUGAGUCCAGUCAGCAGCCAGUUGACUUCAGGGAUGUGGGCUGCCUCCCUUUCCUCUGGGGGAAGCUGGAGGAAGGGGACAGCCUCCCCCUUACUGAAGCCAUGAUUCGUGAUUAAGUAUUUUCACUAGUGCACUGGACUUCAGAACUCUUCCCCUUGAAAGUUUGAGAGUUCAAAGUGGGCAGGUCAAACUGUAGGUCAGUAUUUUAAUCAGUCUUCCUAGGUAAGGGCUAAGAAGAUGUUAAAAUUGGGGAGCAAGUAGCCCCACUGUGACAGUCCCUUGAGCCUGCCCCAUUUCAGCCCUCCCUUUGGCAUUCUAAAUAGACACCUCAUUCAUUGUUCAAAGCCAAAGUUAUCUCCAUAUUGAAAGGUCACUCCCCUUCCCCAGCCCCAGAGGUUAGAUAACAUUCACCUAGAGACAUGAACCCCUGCCAUUAUA